This is a messenger RNA of Diospyros lotus (date-plum), 2064 nucleotides long. RefSeq names its product protein-tyrosine sulfotransferase. Lineage: Eukaryota; Viridiplantae; Streptophyta; Magnoliopsida; Ericales; Ebenaceae. The record is from RefSeq and is a predicted model, not a curated record. The coding region runs from base 190 to 1719 and encodes 509 amino acids. Gene Ontology annotation, cellular component: membrane. The transcript is spliced from 14 exons. Gene Ontology annotation, molecular function: heparan sulfate 6-sulfotransferase activity.
CCCUAUCAUCAUCCCCAGCCAUCAUAUCUGCCGCUGUCGCCCCUCUGUCGUGUGCCGCCGGUCUCUGUUGCGGGUAAUCGUGAAGCGAUCGGCUUCUGUCACCAACCGUCCGGGCUGACCUGUCACCGCCAUCGAUCUCUACUUUAGUCAUUUUCAGGAAUUGGAGUAAUUAGAGCCAAACCGAGCUGGAUGGAUCAUGUUCCUAAGUUGGCUGUGUUGCUCUUGCUCCUUGGAUAUGUUUCUUUCACAAUAAGUGCCUUGCGUGGCAAUGAUGAUUAUGAACAUUGCAAACAUACUGUCAAAAAGUGGGCUUCUUCUUCUGUUGACAUAGAACCCAAAGAAGACAAGCAUAUACUACAGGAUUUGCUGUUUUUCCUUCACAUACCAAGAACUGGUGGGCGAACAUACUUCCAUUGUUUCUUGAAAAGAUUGUAUGCUAGCUCUUUCGAAUGUCCUCGUUCUUAUGACAAGUUGCGGUUUGAUCCAAGCAAAUCAAAUUGCAGAUUAUUGGUUAGCCACGAUGACUAUGGCAUCAUGUCGAAACUUCUAAGGGAAAGAACUUCAGUGGUGACCAUACUUAGGAAUCCUAUUGACCGUGUCUUUAGUACUUAUGAAUUUUCAAUAGAGGUAGCAGCUAGGUUUUUGGUGCAUCCUAACCUAACAUCUGCCACACAAAUGGCUGGACGCCUGCGUUCAAAGACCAAAGGAGUAAGUACACUGGAUAUUUGGCCAUGGAAGUAUCUGGUUCCAUGGAUGAGAGAGGACCUAUUUGCUCGGAGAGAUGUCAGAGUGCAAAGAGGCCCAACUUAUGCUAAGAACGUUAACUCAUAUAAUAUGGGGGACAUUGUGAUGCCAUUACAUGAAUACAUUAAUGAUCCUAUAGCUCGGGAUAUCAUCCACAAUGGAGCCACAUUUCAGAUUGCAGGACUCACAAACAACUCUAAUCUACCUGAGUCGCAUGAUGUGCGCAAUUGUGUACUAAAGCAUCAAUCUCUUGGUGAAUAUGUUCUCGAAGUUGCAAAGAAGAGGUUGGAUAAUAUGUUAUAUGUUGGACUCACUGAGGACCACAAAGAAUCUGCUACGAUGUUUGCAAAUGUGGUUGGCGCACAGGUGAUUUCUCAGUCAAUUGUGGCCAGUUACAGCAAUGAUCCUGCAGCUAAUGAUAAAUCAGGAAUAGGAGGACCAAAAAAGAAAGAUGAAAAGGAAGAUGGGAGCUUGUCAUCUCCAGAUAUGAAAUCUGAUACGAGUCAUUAUCAGAAUCGCACUGGUCAGAACACAAGUAAAAUUUCAACUGAAAAUGUUAAUGCUACAAGUGGAAAUAUGACUGUGGGAAAACUUAUGCAAGUUUAUGAGAGUUGCAUUUCUAGCUUAAGAAAGGCCCAAGCACAACGACGUACUUCUUCUUUGAAGAGAAUCUCCCCAGCAAACUUUACAAAGGAGGCACGUCGUCAGGUUCCUGAAAUGCUGCUUCAGGAGAUUAAGUCACUUAACAGCUUAGAUAUGAAACUCUAUCAGUAUGCUCAGAACAUCUUCUCAAAGCAACACAAACAGAUGGUGGAAAAACUUGGUGGUGCUGGAAGGCAGGAGAGCAUGUUCAACAAUCCAUACCGCGCUGCCUCUUGGAACUUCCUUUACUUGGGAAUGCUCAUGAUCAUACUGCUUUUGUUGGUUGCAUUAUUUGUAAAUGCCAGAAGAAGAACGUCAAAAGUGAAAAUAUGAACAUGAACGCAAUUUAGUUGCAGUUGCUAGGCAUACACGAAGUCCGUAUGCUGUAAGUAAGAAUUACUUUAGUGUCCAUUUAUUGUCAGGUGCUGAUGCCCCUUGAUGUAAAGUCAUAUUUGGAAAUUUUGUUUGUUGAGGUGGGCAAUCAUGAAAGGUGAAAGUAACAAAGUUUUCUCCAUCUCCCUGCAUUAUCUAAAAGUGUCCUGAUGGGUGACAUGGAGAUUUAAGUUUGCCUCAUUGCUACGGUUUUUGUUUUACUUUUGUAGAAGAAGCAAUGAGGGGCUAACCAAAGUAGCUUGAUCUGACCAACUUGUAUCCUAUUAGGUUCCCCCCCCCCCCCCC